AUGUUCUCCUCGGCGUUCAAGUCCAUCUCGGCCACGAACAUCACCGGAAACUACACCAUCUCUUCGAAUCCGACUUCGACGGCUGGUCCCUGGAAGAUUUACGAUGCAAAGAAAAAGUCGACCGGCAAGUCGUACAGCGUCUUUGUCUUUGACAAAAAGUCCCUAGACAGCCAUGGCAGCUCGUUGGGUCGCUCCGGAGCGGCCUCAUUCAAAAAGACGGUAGAGGAGGUUGUCGAGCGGUUGCGAAAAGAGGCGUCGAGUCUGGCCAAGCUCAGACAUCCCAGUAUCUUGGAGUUGGUGGAGCCUGUCGAAGACACAAGAGGAGGUGGCUUGCAAUUUGUCACCGAAGCCGUGACAGCAUCAUUGUCGAGCGUGCUACACGAAAAGGACGAGCAAGAACGAGUUGGACCUGGUGGAAGAUCAAGUCGAUUUGUGACUGAGGACUCGGAUGGAGUAAAGCGACGGAGGGAGCUCGAGAUUGACGAGUUGGAGAUUCAAAAAGGACUCCUCCAAAUCAGCAAGGCACUGGAGUUUCUGCACGAAAAUGCCGGCCUCGUCCACGGCAACCUCACACCGGAUGCCGUCCUUAUCAACGCCAAAUCUGACUGGAAGAUAAGCGGCCUCGCUUUUUGCAGCCCCCCUGAUGGCUCCGACAAGCCGACAUCGAUCCAAGGAAUUAGUCUGUACGAGGUCUUGAACAUGGAUCCCCGAUUACCGAAGGCCGUCCAGCUCAACCUCGACUAUACCUCGCCCGAUUUCGUCGUCGACAGCAACCUCAACUCUUCAGCUGACAUGUUUUCUCUUGGACUCUUGUCGGUCGCCCUCUACAACUCUCCUCAUGCUUCUCCCCUCGAAUGCCACGGCAGCUUGUCCACAUACAAGCGACUGUUUUCGUCGUCUUCGAGUGUCCCGUCCGUCACAAACAACUACCUCUCAUCUCGGCCCCUCCCCCGAGAACUCUCUCACGAUGUCCUUCCUCGACUCAUCACGAGACGGCCCGCUCAGAGAAUGACUGCACGAGAAUUCCAGCAGAGCGAGUAUUUCGACAAUGUCCUUGUCUCUACAAUCCGUUUCCUUGAUUCGUUCCCCGCCAAGACUGCCAACGAAAAGGCUCAGUUCAUGCGGGGUCUCAACAAGGUCCUGCCCUCGUUUCCCAAGUCGGUCAUGGAAAAGAAGAUUCUUCCGGCCUUGAUUGAGGAACUCAAGGACCGGGAGCUUCUCUCACUCAUCCUUCAAAACGUGUUCAAAAUCCUAGACUUGCUUCCGUCUGCUAGACGUGCUUUUGGAGAAAAGGUCCGGCCAUCGCUGAGGGAUAUCUUCGUCAUCAACGCCAAGCAGCAAGAAAAGGACCCAGCCAGAGAUGCAGGACUAAUGGUUGUCCUCGAAAACAUUUCCUCCAUCUCCAGCAACUGCUCCGGAAAAGAGUUUAAAGAUGAUAUGCUCCCUGUCAUCUUGGCGGCCAUUGAAUGCCCGACUCAUUCGAUUGUCGACGCGGCCCUGCGAAGCCUACCGGUUGUCUUGCCAGUUCUCGAUUUCAGCACCAUUAAGAACGAACUCUUUCCCGUGAUAGCAACUGUCUUUAGCAAGACAAACAGUCUCGCCAUCAAGGUCCGAGGUCUUCGAGCAUUUGUCAUUCUCUGUGGUGGCGCAAACGGUGAAGAUGACGGUCUCAAUGGGGUGAGCAAGACUUCAUCGUCCAGUGCCCUCGACAAGUACACAAUGCAGGAAAAGAUUGUGCCCCUGAUCAAGGCUAUCAAGACAAAAGAGCCGGCAGUCAUGGUGGCAGCCUUGGACGUGCUCCGGAUUGUUGGAGGCGUUGCUGACGCCGACUUUGUCGCCAUGGACCUUUUGCCGAUCCUCUGGAGCAUGAGUCUUGGGCCUCUUCUGAACCUGAAGCAAUUCCAGUCGUUCAUGGAGCUCAUUAAGAGUCUGUCACGGCAAGUCGAGGAUGAGCAGACACGCAAGCUGCAAGAACUGGGCGGAACAACCACGACGCCCAGCGAAGAUUUCAUGGCCUUUGGUGGUGUCACAGGCACAACCUUUGAGCCCACGUCUGAGAAUGACUUUGAGGCUCUCGUCAAGGGACGUCCAUCCACCACCAGUGCCCCUGAAGAGAAGAAGCCCAGCACCCCUCAACCGCCAACAUUUUCCUGGUCGACGCCUCCACCAACAAACAACCCGACAAAACCUCCGCAAAAGUCUUUCCGGACAGUGACUCCAGACCUUGGUCGCUUCGAGGCAAUGACACCGUCGUCGACGCAGUAUAGCCAGCCUCUGCAGCCUCAGCCAUCGACCUUUUCUCCUCCUCCACAGUCGACAUUUUCGGCACCUCCACAAUCAACGUUUACUCCGCCGCCGUCAACCUUUACGCAGCCAACACAGCCCACACAGCCCAUACAGCCUACUACCGGAGCCGUGAACUGGUCUGCUGCCAAGAACACCCUGUCGGCACCCAUGAACUCGAUGGCAUUAAACUCAAUGACGCCCAUGCAGCCCUCCCGCAGUCCAUCCUUCACUCUUCCUCCACCUCCUGGGAAUGCUGCGCCCGCGCUCUCUCCACAGACCUGGAGUGCCCCCUCGAGUCAAAGCAUGGGGUCGGGCCAGACAGGGCAAAAGUCGGGAUUGGACAAGUAUGAGAGUUUAAUUUAG
Molecule: messenger RNA, 2649 nt
Organism: Fusarium keratoplasticum
Lineage: Eukaryota; Fungi; Ascomycota; Sordariomycetes; Hypocreales; Nectriaceae
Product: Protein kinase domain-containing protein
Exons: 3
Coding region: 1-2649 (882 amino acids)
Biological process (GO): protein phosphorylation
Molecular function (GO): protein kinase activity; ATP binding
Source: RefSeq, a predicted model, not a curated record